Molecule: messenger RNA, 1017 nt
Organism: Capronia epimyces CBS 606.96
Lineage: Eukaryota; Fungi; Ascomycota; Eurotiomycetes; Chaetothyriales; Herpotrichiellaceae
Exons: 1
Coding region: 1-1017 (338 amino acids)
Source: RefSeq, a predicted model, not a curated record
AUGAAAUAUGGCCACAGAGCUGCGCUAAGCUUGACGAUUCAUGAUGCCGAGCUCUCUUGCCUAUCCCAUCACGAAUCAAGCAUUCGGUCGGGAUCAAACUGUCUCCACCUCGCAGCCCAGUCGGAGGUCUAUUCUGCCACAGACGCCCAAGGGUGGCUGCAGGAGCUCCAGAAGCAUAAGCCGGUCCGGACUACCUAUCGAGAUUUGCAACAGCGACUUCAGCGGCAGGAGCUGCUUGUGAUGCCAGGCAUGAGUUCUUACUCCUUAUACAUCGCCCUGGUGGAAAUUAGCUCUGCCGCUUGCGAUGAAAGGGCGACGGGCACUCUCUAUGGCCCAGCUGCCUUCGGUCGCUUCUCCAGCCUGCUCACCUGCUGGUAUCAGAGUUACAAGCAAAUCGCCACCGCCGGAGAGGGGGAUCGCUUUUGCUUGAUGAUUUAUUGGCAUGCCAUCUUCAUUUACAUAUCUGUUGACAUCGGUAAACUGGAACAUGCAGUCGGCAGGGAUGCUGCCAUAUCCGGCGACCCGGAUUCUAAUUUGACAUCUGUGGAAUACGCGAGAGAGUGGUCGACGACGAAGGCGGCCGAACGGGCCGUCGCCCACGCCUUUCUCAUUCAGAAGCAGCUCGGCGCCAGACGAUUGGAUCAAGAACCAGCCAUCCACGUGCCGAGAGCGGUCUUCCAGGCCGCGUUGGUCCUUUACUGCUAUACGCAGUUCUGGAGUGGCUUAGAUGCGACGAAUGCGACAAGCAAGGAGGGGGACACAGCCUCAGGGGGACUCGACUUUCCCGAGAUCGAGCUUUUGGGAUACAAUCCCUCGGCCAUCCUCUUUGAGCUUCACGGGUUCCGACCACACAGAGGUGCCCCUUACGCCACAGCUGUGUUGUGCGCCAUGUAUGACCUUCUCCAGAGGGUUGGCCAUUGGGACAUUGCUAGGGAGUUUUCUCGAACCCUAGGGUCGCUCUUAUCGGCAAGUCGGGGAUUGCAUUUGCAUUCAGAGCGAACAGACAGCAUUCUUUAG